AUGAACCAAUUUCCGCCUUCAACUGAGGCUAGCAACUCGAUUCCUGGAAACUUUAGCUCAUUCUCUAGCAUACCUCUCUUUCAUCCAACGCCGCAGCUGUUGGAGGCAGUAGAUAAUGCGAAUGCCCCUGCGGUACGAAGUCUUUUGACACCUUUCGCUCCUGGGCUCUGCGUGUGGUGUGAUACCCGCCAAAACAGUCUCUUGCACAGAGCUGCGGCGUUCACCUCUCCAGAUUGUCUGACAGAGCUACUUCUGUCUCAGGUGAGAUUUGUCUUUUCACAAAACGUGCAAGGAGAGACUCCACUUCAUAUCGCUGCUCGUUGUACCCGAAAAAUUACUUCGAUUUUACUUCUUGUAGCCAAGUACGGUGCCGCUUGUGUUUUGGAUUGCAAUGGAGACACAUUCCUACACUGUUUGCUUUGCAACGAGAGUAUCAGAGACAGUCAGCUACUUUUGCUCAUGCAGGCGCUGUUCGACCGGGUCGACGUCACCGAUCAGGUCAAUGCCGUCAACUGUAGGGGAAUGACGCUCUACGAUGUAGCGUUCCGAUGGCACUCGGGUAGUGCCGCGUUGCUGGAGCUUCUGUUACGACACGGCGCUAUCUCUGGCGCGCUGGUUUUACAUGACAUGGUGGCGACUCUUGUCAUAAUGGAGGAGGAGGAGCGCGGGGCCGUGACGCAGCGCGAACGUGCGUCAUUUGCAUCGAUGCGCAACGACGAAGGAGCAGAGUAUGCGCGGAUUCGACAGCAGAAUCGUGAGCGAAGAAAGGUGAUUCAAAAGGAGAGGCGAAGACGGUGUAUGCUUCUCGACAAGGAGGUGGCUAUGUGGGCGUCGCUCAUGGAAAGGGAGGCAAAAUCAGCAAGUAGUAUCGCUGAACACUGUGUGGCGCGAGAGUGCUGUGCUGCCGAAUUGCAGCGCAUUGGGAGAGGCUUUCUGGUACGGGGCACUGUCCACACGCUGUUGGUGAGGAGAACCAAGCUGCGGCUCGUUGCUGAAAAAGAAGCUGAGGCCGCCGCCACUGCUGCCCUGGCGAUGGCUGCGGAUGUCUAUGUCGAUGAGAGCCAGGUCUUCGGAGUCGAAUCGGGCGAGAAGCUACCGACACUGGUCGUGCUUCCUGCUCCUCAAGAGGUACCCCUCCGUGCUCUUCCUGAGAAGCUUCUUGUGCAUAUUCAGUCCAUUGCGAAAAUGUGUCGAGCGAGGCGCCAUUACUUACACAUAAGACGGAUGACUAUUAUCCUACAGCGUGCGUUGCGGUUCCACCAAGCCCAGGUCGCGCGCCGACGUCAGCAGGCCAUCGACACGCUUCUCAGUGCAGUUCGAAGAUACCAAUUCAGCAAAGAAUGCCGCAUCUUCGUGGAAAACCUGAUGCUGAUGCGUAUCAAGGCCAUGCUGAGAGAGGUGACGCGACUCGUGACACAGCUGGUGUGGCGAGAAAACUUUUGCAGUGCGUUUCGCGAAAUAAUCUUUAUGCAGAGGCGUCGCAUGCCGCCCCUACCCGAGCAACUUUCCCGUUUUCGCCGCCUGCAGCUGCUUACCUCGAAGUUCGAGCGGUUUGCUUUGCUGGCUCAGUUUUUGGUCAGUCUUUUCCUCCUUAUUUACAUGGGGUUUGCUCCGCGAACUAGUGCCGUGCAGAUUCACAACAAGGUUGACAUUGCCAUACUGUGCGUGGAGCUUGUGAUAGUGUGCUGUCUGCCCUUCUCUUUGUGGCGUUUGUGGGAUGUUGCGGUUGUCGCCACCGCGCUGCUAUGCGCAGCGGCAGACUAUUAUGGUGGAUCGAUCGUAAUUACACUCUUUACACUCAAGCUCCCGUUUGUGGUGCGUCAGUUUGCGCCUCGCCACCCGGGCACGUGCACGUAUUGUCGCUCCAUCGAAUACUCGGCAGUCUACCUGCUGAUGUUCCUGCCCAUUGCUGUUGUAGGGAUCGGCUCCACUGUGCGUAGCAUCGCUUUAAAUCAUCUGCUGCUCACACAUGAAGGCAAUUGGUGUCGCGUUUUCCUGUCUCUGCUUAGCACAGUGAGCCCGCAGUACACUGCGCUUCUUUUGAUCCCCAAGGCGAAUACGAAUGUGGAUACGAAGUCUUUAUGGACAUUGCGUGCGCAGCAGAGCCGCUUUGUGCUUUCAGAUGGCGGUGUUCUUGUGCGCCUGCAAAUACCGCUGCCACAGCUCAUCGUCUUCCGUGUUGUCAUGUGGCUGUACUGGUGGUCGGCGGUGAUUGUUGGUACACACAACGCCAUUCGGCACCACUACGAUAUUAGCGACGAGACAAAGCUCAAGUUGAACAAACAUCGCUUUUGCAAUGAGGGCAAGGAGGGGCUCUUUGAUGCCCACCGUGCGGCCACCAUCGAGGCCCUGGGGCAGCAGCUUGACGGUGUGAUGUGGGAAGACGACGUACGCGCUGCCAAGGAGGCCAUUGAAGCGUCUCACUAUGAGCAUACCACCAACACCACGGUACACCGCUUUGUGCGCCGCGUUCAAGACACGCUGGACAGUCAGGGAGGCGUAAUACUGAGCGGGCAGGUUCCACAGCGGUCUCCGCUGGCGAAGAAACCAACGAUAACGGACGCUUCGAAGUGGGACUGCCGCAACGAGGAUCCGCAUUCACGCUGCACGUACGACAUCAGGGUGGUGGGGACAGCGCUUGGUAUGAUCGAGCGCAAAAGUCGUGGCGAGCGGUUCAUUGAGCGGCAGUGGACCGGCGCGCUGCUUCGAAAGGAGAUGAACUGGGUGCUCAUUGGCAUGCUCGUUAUGGCAUCUGUCAAACCCAAUCUUUUCGCGAUGGAGGCAGCGUUCAGCUCUGUCUUCGCUGUGGAGUUGGCGGCAUCGCUUUACUUUCUCCGACUCGAGUUCAUCUUCUCUCACUACGUGCGGCUCAUGCUUCGGGUGUUCUGCGUGGUUAUCGGAUUCGUACCUGCUGGCGUUCCGUUUGUCGUUUUUCGCAGCCUGCGACUUGUGGAGGGGCUGUCGCUUCUGUUUAGCGUUCCAGGCAUGGUCCGCUGGGGUAUGGUCUACCUCGUUGCCUCGUUCUUCACGAUAUGGAUGAUCUCCUAUGUGGCCGCCCUGCAGCUCCUUGCUGAGGCGGAGCUGCGGAUGUGGACCUCCAUUUGCUCGAGCAAAAGAAAGUGCCUAGCUGUCUCGCUACGGGAUCUCAUCCUGCCCACCUUCAGGGCAGAACAUAUCAACCUCGUCUCGAAGGCCCCUGUGAUGGCGAUGCUCGUUAUUUUUACGCACUUCUGCUUUGUGCCAUUCUUCCUCGCUAUCACACUGCAUCCCCUUCUGCGACUGUCGAACUUCUUGGGGCGUUUCUUGCGCUUGGUGGUGCAGAGCCUUCACAAGGAUGUCCUGGACUACCUGAAGAACUACCUGGAGGGCGCGUCUUGGUACACACACUGGAGUCUCAAGACGGAGGUUUCGGUAGAGGUCAUUGUGCGGAUGAAGAUUUGGCUCAGUGAUUUGAGACGCCGUCGCAUCAACGCCGUCUGGGGCUCGUCGCCUAGAAGCAGCGUGACCUCAAAUCUGUGCACAUUACCGAAUACAUUCAUUAAGGGAUACAAGGUGGAGACAGUGGAGGCGGUGGAGGAGUUUACAGCACUGACAGAGAUCAUCUGCCGCGGCGAGUUCGCCUCUUUGGAAGAAAACAAUACGCACGACCGUCUGAGUCGGAAUCCGGUCAUACGGUUUUUGAGCCGCGCUGUCAUCCGCAACGUGUACGUGCAUUACUUUAACUUUGCGCUCACCUUUGUAUCUAUAGCCUUUCUGUGGAUUGCUGAUGCGUCACUGGAUCGUAGCAACGUCUUUAUAAUCACGUCUUGUGUGGCUCACGUGGUGAGUGUAGCAGUGUCGAUUGUGGUGAUUCCGCAUGAUUCGACUGCCACCAUGACGUUCGUGUCCGCGUGCUCACUGCUGUGCGCCGUUGUCGUCGUGCUGAUACCGGGGCGGCGAUUCAACAACUACUACUGUGUGCGAUUCCUCUCGGUGCUGCGCCUUGGACAGCUUCAGGUGUUCCCUUUUCAUGAGGCGAAACGGGUGGUGAAAAUGUACAUUAACUCCGCAGUCAAGAUUGCCUUCCCGGUUGCUGUGAUGGGCGGCGCUAUAUACAUAGUAGAGCUACUUCGGGCGCAGGUGUUCAUGGUUCGAUUCAAGUCUCUCGCAUGGAUGAAUAUCAACUGGAGUAGUUCAGCAGAGGUGGAGGCAUUGCGGUCGAACGUAUCCUACCCGGAGUUCCUGGCGGCCGUGCCGCGUAGGCACAUUUCGCGUCCGAAUGUCGAGGAGACCUCCGACCUAUUUGUCGCAUUCUUUACUGAGGAUGCGUACAUCUUCUACUCCAUCUACUGCUUUGGAGUACUUCCUGGCAUCUGUAUCUCGACGUGUCUGUCGUAUCUCUUCUGGGUCGGCAACAACCUGAGAGACACGAACCGGCUCCUGGUGGAAAUGAUCCCUCUGCUAGAGGACCCGAUUACCAUGUCUGGGAUGAGCUGCCACCGAUGGCUGUACCGCUACGUAGGAAACGUGAUUCUGUUGGCGAGCCUCGUCUUUGGCUGCAUCUUCAGCCCUACUACAUCAGCUACCUCGGAUGACCUCAACUUCUUCUUGGGAUUUGAGGUGGCCUUUACCCUCUGCGGGCUCGCUGAGGCGAUCAUGACGUGCUUCUUCGCUGUGCACCGCUGCGCGUGCUCCAGCGUCCGCUGGGGGAUGUGCCAGGACGACGCCAAAAAACCAUACGUGCUCUUUGGCGACUGCCUUUUUCUGCUGUGUGAAGUGAUUCAGCUUCUUUACUACUGCAUCGCUGUGACGCUGUGCUCGACGCUUCUGGUGGAGCGUGCAGACUGCCUCAUAUCCCCAAACGAGUACGCCACCGUCUUCAUCACGACUCGCUUUGUGUUUCUGCUGCGUCUCCUGAGUCGCGAGAUUCUGCUGUCACUGAUGCGCAACCUUUUUUCGAUGUUUAGCUGCACUGCAGGUAUCGUCGUCUACUUUGUUGCCUCCGCGAGCGCAUUGGCAGACGUCUACGCGGCUGAAACUCGCACGAGAUACACACCCGCCACGUGGCGCGCUGCGUUCGACGCCGUAUUGCGCCUUGCCCUCACCUCGGCCAUCCCUGCCAAUUUUGAACGCUACUGGCAGCCGUUUAACAGCACCGCCGUCGCGUCGGCGAUGCAGAACCGCUCGAUCACCCUCAUGGUGAUUGAGGAGUCCUACACGACGUCGCGUCUGGCCUUUGCGUUGGCUACCCUCGGAAAGGCAAUAAUGGCCAGUGUUGUAGGCCUUCUCAUCGGCUCUUUGAUCACAACAGUGCGAACUGUUUUUCUGGAGCUGCUGCCGCCGAAGAGCUUGUUGCUCUACCGAACGCUGUGCGGUGGACUGAAGGAGCUAGUGCGGUUUGGCAUGCAAAACCACGAUGACAUGCAGCCCCACACACGCUGCCGUAUUCAGUCUCGCAAGUUCACGCGCAUAUUCACAUCAGAGGGAAUCCCGUCGUGGUCGGUGCCGCAUCUGCUGGAAGAACUCGGGAUCUGCCGGCCUGUGCGGCAGCGUAGGUUCGUGUACGCCUUGAUGAGACUGCUGGAGUACAUGCCGACGAGUGAGGAGAGGCAGGGGCGGGUGCGCGAGUACAUGCAUGCGUGGGACAGCUACCGCUGUGGCGGGCCAGCCCGUGUUCUCUUCUGUGAGCUACCUGUUUAUCCUUUUGCUACGGCGUCGCAGACAGCGCCAAACCCAUGCUGUGCUUCAUCCUCCCCUACAACGAUGCGGCGCGACUGCUAUAUCGCCCCGCUGCGGCUUAUGCAGGCCCUAGCAAUCUUUGAGCUCGGAUUCCCGGCAGACUCUUCUGUGGGCUCGAAACUGUGGUUGGAUUUUUUCUCGGUGGUGCAGAAGAUGCGCGGGGCCACGCUCCUACAGUCGCUGUGGCGGAUGUUUCGUGAAAUGAAGUCGUUUGAGAGCGAUCCAAGCCGCACAUCGUAUGAACGGGCGCUGAUCGCUCACCUACGCCGCGCGUUCCGGAAGCAAAAGCUGCGCAGCAACAUCCGCUUUCUGAGUUUUGCCUCCUUUGAGGAGGCGAUACGGUACGAGCGCGAUGCGUUCAACCCAAACACUGGCCAUUUCGAUGUGUUGAACCGGCUGCGAGGCCAUUUCACUGGACUCAGCGCCUCACCCGAUUUUUGGAAAAUGGCUCGCGACGCCGACAGUAAAAAAGACUGA
Molecule: messenger RNA, 6195 nt
Organism: Leishmania braziliensis MHOM/BR/75/M2904
Lineage: Eukaryota; Euglenozoa; Kinetoplastea; Trypanosomatida; Trypanosomatidae
Exons: 1
Coding region: 1-6195 (2064 amino acids)
Molecular function (GO): protein binding
Source: RefSeq, a predicted model, not a curated record